AUGAAGCCUCAAACCUGUGAGGAAGAAAGGAAACUCCAACUACAGGAACUGGAGGAAUUACGGCUUGAGUCGUACGAUGCUGCCAUGUGGUACAAGGAAAGGACUAAGUUGUGGCAUGAUAAGAACCUCCCGGUCAAAGAAUUGCAGACUCAACCAUCACACCGAGAACCAGAUGGAGAGAAAGCCAGCACCUCACUGGAAAAACACACAACCCACCGCCGGAAGGGCGGCGAGACGUCCAAAAAGGCGUCGUCCUCAAACCCACCAGCCAAGAAACCACAAGUCGUACCACCAUCGGCGCCUGCACAAGAUGUAGUUCCUCCACCACCAGAAGAGGACACGAAUGAUGAGGAAGGGGAGGGUAGAACUGAAGAAGGGGAGAGUAGAACUGAAGAGGGCGAGGAUAGGCAUGAGGGAGACGAGGGUAGUCCGGAUAAUAGGGGAAGGAGAGAUGAAGAGCGUGAGGGUAGUGGGGAGGAGAUAUCUACCGAGGAACAGACAGAGGAGGGUGCAGAAGCAAAUGUAGUGGCUGAGGAUACUGAGGAACAUGUAGUAGAGGGAGCAUAUGGUGGAGAACAGGACGGGGAAACCCUUGUUUCUGUUGAAAGGGAAAUUCUAUUAGAGGUCGAGGAUGACGAGAUAGGAGGAGAACCCACAGAUGAUGGGUUGAAAGAUGUCGUAGAUCUGGAGGAACUUCCAGAAUAUGGGCGAACGCCGGGUGAUAAGAGGGAGAUCAGGAGGAGCAACCGCCGCAGCAGGCAAGCAAAAAGAGCAGUGGCCGAGACCCAGGAUACUCGGGCAGAGGGUGAUACCUCUGACAAGGCCAAGGAGAGGCACUACGCUGAGGAGCGAAAGAGGAAGGGGAAAGCAGAGGCUAAACCCCUGGUAAAGAAACAUAAAAUUGCUUCUUCAAAAGUGGUAAUCGAGGAACCUGUCCCGACUACCGUUCUGGUGCCUUAUUCUAAGGCUCUGGACACUCCAGACGGUGAUAGCGAGAAUGUAGAGGAGCAUGAGCCUGAACAACAAGAAAACUCUGUCUAUGAGAAGACCGAGGUGUUUGUGACGAGAAAGCUAUUAGACGCCAUGGCGCAGUUUGACGACCCCUAG
Molecule: messenger RNA, 1107 nt
Organism: Salvia splendens (bonfire salvia)
Lineage: Eukaryota; Viridiplantae; Streptophyta; Magnoliopsida; Lamiales; Lamiaceae
Product: neurofilament medium polypeptide-like
Exons: 4
Coding region: 1-1107 (368 amino acids)
Source: RefSeq, a predicted model, not a curated record